Messenger RNA from Candida tropicalis MYA-3404, 333 nucleotides. RefSeq lists its product as uncharacterized. NCBI's taxonomy places the organism in Eukaryota, Fungi, Ascomycota, Pichiomycetes, Serinales, Debaryomycetaceae. The transcript has a single exon. The record is from RefSeq and is a predicted model, not a curated record. Bases 1 to 333 code for a protein of 110 amino acids.
AUGCCAGUUCAAGUUUUAAACAAGUCCCAAAACUUAGAAGCACCGUUCACACAAGAUUUUAUAUCAGAUUUAGUGGAGCAACAUGCUAAUCUUACAUCUAAAAACUUAAUCACCAAAGUUGCUGAAAGCUUGAAAGAGAAAUCUUCAAAACAUAAAUUUAUAGUACAAGCAACAGCAUUGCACAGUGAUGACACAUCCUUUGAUUUGAAAAUCCAAUCCGAUUUUGUUGCUUUGUGGGAUCCGAAGAAGGAUGGUUGCUUCACUUUAAAGGUAUCGCAAGAGGGUGGAGUUGAAGCAAGUACACUUAUUACCAUUUAUUGGAUAUCUAUUUAA